This is a messenger RNA of Micromonas pusilla CCMP1545, 1560 nucleotides long. RefSeq lists its product as uncharacterized. Gene Ontology annotation, cellular component: SCF ubiquitin ligase complex. Gene Ontology annotation, molecular function: protein binding. The transcript has a single exon. The annotation marks the transcript as partial. Gene Ontology annotation, biological process: SCF-dependent proteasomal ubiquitin-dependent protein catabolic process. The record is from RefSeq and is a predicted model, not a curated record. Lineage: Eukaryota; Viridiplantae; Chlorophyta; Mamiellophyceae; Mamiellales; Mamiellaceae.
CUCCCCCCGGACCUCGCGCAGCGCGUCUUCGACGUGCUCGCGCGCGCGAACGAGCUCACCGUGGACGCGCUCGGACGCUUCGAAGGAUGCUUCCUCUCCGACGCGAGCGGCCUCGACGCGAACGUCGUCACCGACGCGUUUCUCGCCGCGCUCCGCGACGUCGCGACGAGCCUCUCUCGGAUCGACCUCACCGGGUGCGACGCGCUCACGAGCGGCGGGCUGCGGUCGAACUUCCCGUGCUGCGCGCGAAUGACGAUCGUGAACGUCAGCGAGUGCGCGGGCGUGGACGACGACGCGUUGGCCGCGAUGGCGUCCGCGACGCACCUGAAGUCGUUUUUCUGCGAAGGCAACGACGCCGUGACCGGGUCCGGGGUUCGGCACCUCGCGUCGCUGACGUCCUUGCGCGAGCUGAGCUUCGAGCGGUGCGCGAGGUUGAGAGAGGGGAUGUGCCACCUCGCCGGGUUGCGUAAUUUGCGAUCGUUAAACCUCGGGUGGUGCGGGAAGCUGAGCGCGAAGGAGACGUCGCGCGCGCUGACGCCGUUCUUCCCGGCGUCGGCGUCGGCGCCGCGGUCGACCCCGAUCGAGCUCUCGCUCGCGCGAACGGGCGCGAACGCGGACACCGCGCGCGCGCUCGGUCAACUCGCCGGUCGACUAGUCGCGUUGAACGUGUCCGGGUGCGCGAUGAACGACGACGCGUUGCAUUUCCUCGGAGGAUUGAUCAACCUCCGCUCGCUCUCGCUCGAGCGGUGCCGCGUCUCCGACGUCGGCGUCCGCCAGCUGUGCGGUCUCCGCGACUUACGCGAGCUGAACCUCGGGUACACGAGAGUCACGAACGACGGCGUGCUCGCCUUGGCGCCGCUGACCGAGCUCAGAGUCGUGAAUUUGGACUCGCUCGGCGACGUCGGGGACGCGGGGAUGGAGGUCGCGAGACGGUGGGAGAAGCUCGAGUCGCUCUGCGUCAGCGACACCGGCGUCGGCGACGGCGGCGUCCGCAAGCUGAAGUCCUGCGCGCGCCUCCGCGAUCUGAACCUGGGCUACACGAACGUCACGGACGACGGCUUGGAGCACCUGGAGGACAUGACGUCGCUGAGGAACUUAAACUUGGACUCGAGGCUCAUCACGGACGACGGCGUGCGGCACCUCGCGAACCUCGGCGCGUUGACCGCGAUUGAUUUAUUCGGGGCGAAGAUAAGCGACGAAGGCGCGUCGCGGCUGUUUAAGUGCACGCCGAAGCUGGAACGCUUGGAGCUGUGCGGCGGGAGCUUAACGAACGUGGGCGUCAAGCGCAUCGCGGAGCACUGCAAGGGGAUGAAAACGCUGAACAUCGGACGGAACGCGAAAAUCACGGACGACUGCGUCGACGACGUCGUCACGAUGCGCGAGCUCACGAGCUUAAACCUCGCGUUCAGUAAGAUAACCAGCGAUGGCGUCCGGAAGCUCGCGGCGCUGCCGUGCUUGACGUCGCUCGCGAUCAAAGGGUGCGAGUCCGUGUCCCUCGCCGCGGUGGAGCGGCUGAAACGAGAGGCGCCGGCGUUGCGAACGGUGGGGUUCUCGAUUUAA